AUGGCGUUUAGCCGGUGUGGUUCGCGCUUGUAUGCCUUGUCAAGGGCAACCUCCAAGAAAAUGCAGAUAUAUUCAAUGUUGACUGGGCGGCCGCUGCAGGGCUGUGAACUGCAGCUGCCGUUGCGCUUUGACAAAAUCUGCGUGUAUCCCGGCCACAAGGACCAUGUGGCGCUGAUUCGCAGCUCUGCUGUGCGAAUUGUUUCCAUAACAAAGUCUUUUGAAACAUACAUUGUGAAGCUGCAGCCGCCGUCAAUUCCGGUGGACACUGACUUGGCCGUCUCGGCAUACUGCUGGACCAACUCUGGGCAAUUCCUUGUGGCAACACGCCAGGGGCUGCUUUGCACGCUGGAUGGAGCUUCCGGUGCUUUGCAGUACGUUUGCCAAGCAGAGCAGCCAAUUACCAGCAUCACACUGACGCACGAUUACCUGGUCACUUCUCACAUCGGCAACACGCUGAAUUUUUGGGAGUUGACACCAGAGGCACUUCUUCGAAGCAGUUCCGAAGAAGCUGCAAACAUCGCUUCUGGCGUAGCGCCAGCGCCAAAAAUGGCCCUGUCCACCGGCAUGUUUCAACUGAGGAAGGUGGGAUGGGUCAUUUAG
Messenger RNA from Symbiodinium natans, 600 nucleotides. The record is from the annotation of a GenBank genome assembly. Lineage: Eukaryota; Dinophyceae; Suessiales; Symbiodiniaceae.